Molecule: messenger RNA, 6487 nt
Organism: Rhinolophus ferrumequinum (greater horseshoe bat)
Lineage: Eukaryota; Metazoa; Chordata; Mammalia; Chiroptera; Rhinolophidae
Gene: OBSL1
Product: obscurin like cytoskeletal adaptor 1
Exons: 21
Coding region: 537-6470 (1977 amino acids)
Molecular function (GO): protein binding
Source: RefSeq, a predicted model, not a curated record
GGGGUUAGUGCGGGGGGCAGGUGGUCCCGCCUGCUCUAAACUUAGCCUGGAGGAGCCAGUCUGGGCUCUUGUCUUCCAGCUGUGUCAUCAGAGAAUAUUUUUGGGAUUGGCAGCUGCAGGCGCCUCUGCCACUCAGGCCCUAGCCUGGCGGGAGGUUGGGGACCUGGCGGCUGGAGGUGGUAGGGAGGAGGGGAAAGAGGCCCAGGCUGUGGGAGGGGGCUGGGAAGAGAGGCUUUCAGGAGCAGGAAGCCAGGCCGCGGGCAGAGGAGGCCGCGGGGCCCCUCGCUGUAAAGGCAAACAGGAAGGACUGCCCCCUGAGCUCUGGGCUCCGGGCCCAGGAAUCGCCGCCGCCGCCGCAGAGCUGCCCCUCCGGGUCGACGGUAAGGAGGCGACCCGGGAGCGGGCAGCCAGAGGGAGAGCUCCCCGGAUCCCCAGGCCGGGUCCCCAGACGCGCCCCGCCUCCCGGGCUCCAGGCCUCCGCGCGCCCGCCGCCCGCCCUUCCCCGGCGCAGCUGCGGGUCGUUUGCGGCCGCCGCGAUGAAGGCGGGAUCGGGCGAUCAGGGGAGCCCCCCGUGCUUCCUGCGCUUCCCGCGGCCCGUGCGGGUGGUAAGUGGCGCGGAAGCUGAGCUCAAGUGCGUCGUCCUGGGGGAACCACCGCCCAUUGUCGUGUGGGAGAAGGGCGGGCAGCAGCUGGCGGCCUCGGAGCGCCUCAGCUUCCCGGCCGACGGCGCCGAGCACUGCCUGCUGCUGAGCGUCGCGCUGCCCACCGACGCGGGGGUCUACGUGUGCCGCGCCCGCAACGCGGCGGGGGAGGCCUACGCUGCGGCCGCCGUCACCGUGCUGGAGCCGCCGGCCCCCGAGCCGGAGCCCCAGCCCGCCGAGCGCCCGCUGCCGCCGCCCGGGACUGGGGAGGGCGCCCCGGUGUUCCUCUCGGGGCCCCGGUCGCAGUGGGUGUUGCGGGGAGCGGAGGUGAUGCUGACGUGCCAGGUGGGGGGCCUCCCCGUGCCCACGCUGUACUGGGAGAAGGAUGGGAUGGCGCUGGACGAAGUGUGGGACAGCAGCCACUUCGCGCUGGAGCCGGGCCGCGCCGAGGACGGCAGGGGCGCGAGCCUGGCUCUACGCAUCCUGGCGGCGCGGCUGCCCGACUCUGGCGUCUACGUGUGCCACGCCCGCAAUGCCCACGGCCACGCGCAGGCGGGCGCGCUGCUCCAGGUGCAGCAGCCUCCCGAGAGCCCGCCCCCGGACCCCGAUGAGGCCCCCAAGCCUGUGGUGGAGCCGGUCAAGUGCGCGCCCAAGACCUUUUGGGUGAACGAGGGCAAGCACGCCAAGUUCCGCUGCUACGUGAUGGGCAAGCCGGAGCCUGAGAUCGAAUGGCACUGGGAGGGCCGCCCUCUGCUCCCCGACCGCCGCCGUCUGAUGUACCGCGACCGCGACGGCGGCUUCGUGCUUAAGGUGCUCUACUGCCAGGCCAAGGACCGCGGGCUCUACGUGUGCGCCGCGCGCAACUCGGCGGGCCAGACGCUCAGCGCUGUGCAGCUGCACGUCAAAGAGCCCCGCCUCCGCUUCUCGAGGCCUCUGCAGGAUGUGGAGGGCCGGGAACAUGGGAUUGCCGUGCUAGAGUGCAAAGUACCCAACUCCCGCAUUCCCACUGCCUGGUUCCGUGAGGACCAACGGUUGCUGCCCUGCCGCAAGUACGAGCAGAUCGAGGAGGGCACCGUCAGGCGCCUUAUUAUCCAUAGGCUAAAGGCGGAUGACGACGGCGUCUACCUGUGCGAAAUGCGUGGCCGGGUGCGCACUGUGGCCAACGUAACAGUCAAAGGGCCUAUCCUGAAACGGCUGCCCCGGAAGCUGGACGUCCUGGAGGGCGAGAACGCGGUGCUAUUGGUGGAGACACGAGAGGCUGGGGUGGAGGGGCGCUGGAGCCGCGACGGGGAGGAUUUGCCAACCACCUGCCAGAGCAGCUCUGGCCACAUGCAUGCCCUGGUCCUUCCGGGGGUCACCCGAGAAGAUGCUGGCGAGGUCACCUUUAGCCUGGGCAACUCCCGUACCACCACUCUUCUCAGAGUCAAAUGCGUCAAGCACAAUCCCCCGGGACCUCCAGUGUUGGCAGAGAUGUUCAAGGGCCACAAGAACACGGUCCUGCUGACCUGGAAGCCUCCCGAGCCAGCUCCUGAGACCCCCUUCAUCUACCGGCUGGAGCGGCAGGAGGUGGGCUCAGAAGACUGGAUCCAGUGCUUUAGCAUUGAGAAAGCCGGAGCCGUGGAGGUGCCGGGAGACUGUGUGCCCUCCGAGGGCGACUACCGCUUCCGCGUCUGCACGGUCAGCGAACACGGCCGCAGUCCCCACGUUGUGUUCCAUGGGUCAGCUCACCUUGUGCCCACAGCUCGCCUGGUAGCAGGUCUGGAGGAUGUGCAAGUAUAUGAUGGGGAAGAUGCUAUCUUCUCCCUCGACCUCUCCACCAUCAUCCAAGGUACCUGGUUCCUUAAUGGGGAAGAGCUCAAGAGUACUGAGCCGGAGGGCCAGGUAGAGCCCGGGGCCCUGCGGUACCGUGUGGAGCACAAGGGCCUGCAGCACAGACUCAUCCUGCAAGCCGUCAAGCACCAGGACAGCGGGGCCCUGGUCGGCUUCAGCUGCCCAGGAGUGCAGGACUCUGCCGCCCUCACCAUCCAAGAGAGCCCGGUGCACAUCCUGAGCCCCCAGGACAAGGUGUCCUUGACCUUCACGACCUCAGAGCGGGUGGUGUUGACAUGUGAGCUCUCCCGGGUGGACUUCCCGGCGAGCUGGUACAAGGAUGGACAGAAGGUGGAGGAGAGCGAGUCACUGGUGGUGAAGACAGAUGGGCGCAGACACCGCCUGAUCCUGCCCGCUGCUGAAGUCCAGGACAGCGGCGAGUUUGAGUGCAGAACAGAAGGGGUCUCGGCCUUCUUCAGCGUCACUGUCCAAGACCCCCCAGUGCAUAUCCUGGACCCCCAGGAGCAUGUGUUUGUGCACGCCAUAACGUCCGAGUGCGUCAUGCUGACCUGUGAGCUAGACCGAGAGGACGCCCCUGUCCACUGGUAUAAGGAUGGCCAGGAGGUGGAGGAGAGCGACUUCGUGCUGCUGGAGGACGAAGGACCCCAUCACCGCCUGGUGCUGCCCGCCGCCCAGCCCCCCGAUGGGGGCGAGUUUCAGUGUGUUGCAGGAGACGAGCGUGCCUACUUCACCGUCACCAUCACAGACGUCUCCUCGUGGAUUGUGUACCCCAGUGGCAAGGUGUACGUGGCCGCCGUGCGCCUGGAGCGCGUGGUGCUGACCUGCGAGCUGUGCCGGCCCUGGGCCGAGGUGCGCUGGACCAAGGAUGGUGAAGAAGUGGUGGAGAGUCCGGCGCUGCUCCUGCAGAAGGAGGACACCAUCCGCCGCCUGGUGCUGCCUGCAGUCCAGCUCGAGGACUCCGGCGAGUACUUGUGUGAAAUCGAUGGCGAGUCAGCCUCCUUCACCGUCACUGUCACAGAGCCCCCCGUGCGCAUCAUACACCCCCGGGAUGAGGUGACCUUGAUCGCCGUGAGCUUGGAAUGUGUAGUGCUGACGUGCGAGCUGUCGAGGGAGGAUGCCCCAGUUCGCUGGUACAAGGAUGGGCUGGAGGUGGAGGAGAGCGAGGCGUUGGUGCUGCAGAGCGACGGGCGCCACCGCCGCUUGGUGCUGCCUGCGGCGCAGCCCGAGGACGGGGGCGAGUUCGUGUGCGACGCUGGGGAUGACUCAGCCUUCUUCACUGUGACCGUCACAGCCCCACCAGAGAGGAUUGUGCGUCCGGCAGCCCGCUCUCUGGACCUGCAGUUUGGGGUUCCAGGGCGUGUGGAGCUGCGCUGCGAGGUGGCCCCUGCUGGGUCCCAGGUGCGCUGGUACAAGGAUGGGCUGGAGGUAGAAGCAUCAGACACCCUGCUGCUAGGUGCUGAGGGGCCUGCUCGCACUCUGACCCUGCCCCAUGCCCGGCCCGAGGAUGCUGGGGAGUAUGUGUGUGAGACCCAUGAUGAAGCUGUCACCUUCAACGUCAGCCUGGCUGAGCCCCCCAUCCAGUUCCUUGCCCCAGAGGCAGCCCCUGGCCCACUCUGUGUGGCCCCCGGGGAGCCGGUGGUGCUCAGCUGUGAAGUGUCCCGGGCUAGUGCCCUUGUCUUCUGGAGCCACAACGGGAGACCAGUGCAGGAGGGUAAGGGCUUGGAGCUACGUGCCGAGGGCCCGCGCCGCACCCUCUGCGUCCAGGCUGCAGAGCCGGCCCACACAGGCCUGUACACCUGCCAGGCCGGGGUGGCCCCAGGAGCCCCCAGCCUCAGCUUCACUGUGCAAGUGGCUGAGCCCCCCGUGCGGGUGGUGGCCCCCGAGGCGGCCCAGACGAGGGUCCGCAGCACCCCAGGCGGGGACCUAGAGCUGGUGGUGCACCUCUCCGGGCCGGGGGGCACUGUGCGCUGGUACAAGGACGGGGAGCGACUGGCGAGCCAGGGGCGGGUACAGCUGGAGCAGGCCGGGGCAAGGCAGGUGCUGCGGGUGCGGGGGGCACGGAGCAGGGACGCUGGGGAGUACCUGUGCGACGCACCCCAGGACAGCCGCAUCUUCCUCGUCAGCGUGGAAGAACCACCGCAGGUGAAACUGAUCUCGGAGCUGACACCACUCACCGUCCAUGAGGGUGAUGAUGCCACAUUCCGGUGUGAAGUCUCCCCUCCAGAUGCCGAUGUCACCUGGCUGCACAAUGGGGCCGUUGUCACUCCAGGGCCCCACCUAGAGAUAGCCCAGAAUGGGUCAAGCCACACACUGACUGUGCGAGGGUGCCAGCUCGAAGACGCAGGAACCAUGGCUGCCCAAGCAGGGGGCACAGCCACAAGUGCCCGGCUCCACGUUCGAGAAACAGAGUUGCUGUUCCUCCGGAGGCUGCAGGAUGUGCGGGUGGAAGAAGGCCAGGAUGUGUGCCUUGAAGUGGAGACAGGUCGAGUGGGUGCAGCAGGGGCCGUGCGCUGGGUGCGAGGUGGGGAGCCCCUCCCCCAUGACCCUCGCCUGUCCGUGGCCCAGGAUGGCCACGUCUACCGCCUCUUCAUCCAUGGUGUCGUACUGGCUGACCAGGGCACCUACGGCUGUGAGAGCCACCACGAUCGAACCCUGGCCAGGCUCUGCGUAAGGCCAAGGCAACUAAGGGUGCUGCGGUCUCUGGAAGAUGUGACCAUCGUUGAGGGGGGCAGCGCCACCUUCCAGCUGGAGCUGUCCCAGGAGGGUGUGACUGGGGAAUGGGCCCGGGGUGGAGUCCGGCUGCAUCCAGGGCCUCAGUGCCACAUUCACGCAGAGGGCCACACUCACCACCUGGUACUCAGUGGCUUGGGGCUGGCUGACUCGGGCUGCAUCUCCUUCACUGCGGACUCCCUGCGCUGUGCAGCUAGACUCACCGUGAGAGAGGCCCCAGUGACCAUCGUGCGGGGGCCACAAGACCUAGAGGUGACCGAGGACGACACAGCUACGUUCGAGUGCGAGCUUUCCCAAGCCUUGGCUGAUGUCACCUGGGAGAAGGACGGGCGCCCGCUCACCCCCAGCCCUCGGCUCAGGCUCCAAGCCCUCGGCACGCGGCGCCUUCUCCAGCUGCGGCGCUGCCGCCCCUCGGACGCCGGGACCUACAGCUGCGCGGUGGGGACGGCUCGCGCCGGGCCCGUCCGCUUGACGGUGCACGAGCGCGUCGUGUCGAUGCUCUCCGAGCUCCAGUCUGUGCGCGCCCGCGAGGGCGACGGCGCCACGUUCGAGUGCACCGUAUCCGAGGUCGAGACUACCGGGAGCUGGAAGCUCGGAGGCCGCCCACUGAGACCCGGAGGCCGCGUCCGCAUCCGACAGGAAGGGAAGAAACACAUUCUGGUGCUGAGCGAGCUGCGCACGGAGGACGCCGGUGAGGUCCGCUUCCAGGCGGGACCAGCCCAGUCCGUGGCUCAGCUAGAGGUGGAGGCACUGCCUCUCCAGAUGUGCCGCCGCCCUCCUCGCGAGAAGACGGUUCUGGUCGGCCGCCGUGCAGUGCUGGAGGUGACUGUGUCCCGAUCCGGAGGCCAAGUGUGCUGGUUGCGGGAGGGUGUCGAGCUGUGCCCGGGAGACAAGUACGAGAUGCGCAGCCAUGGCCCCACCCACAGCUUGGUCAUCCAUGACGUGCAGCCUGAGGACCAGGGCACCUAUUGCUGCCAGGCCGGAGAGGACAGCGCCCACACGCGGCUGCUGGUAGAGGCUAGGAGGACGGAACCAAGCCAGGCGGGUGCCCUCGGACAGCUUGGAAGGCGCAUGCCCUUACCCCGGGCAGGGGUGGGUGGUAGGGGAACAGAGGUGUUGGGAGACAAUAAAAGUGGUGCAGCCCCUUUCCCUGACUCUCUGUGUGAAUAUAGGAGGGCAGAUCUUGCCUGGAGCCCCUGUGUAGUGAGUGACUCAGGGACCAAGAGCUACAGCACUUCUAACUUGGCCCAUGGAAGUGCCAUCCACUGAAGACCACCACUCCUGGC